Rubroshorea leprosula is the source of this 365-nucleotide messenger RNA. Lineage: Eukaryota; Viridiplantae; Streptophyta; Magnoliopsida; Malvales; Dipterocarpaceae. The record is from the annotation of a GenBank genome assembly.
UUAACUAGUGUUUUAAAGAAACCUUCUUGUUAUGCUAAAGGACAAUUAACAGAUUAGCAAGACAGGUUGGAAACAUGGUGUCUUUCUUAGGGAAGAGUUUGGUUGGUUUUGAUGGAGAAAAUGCAAUGAUACUGUUUACACGGAAACAGAUACAAUCACGAAAAGGACUGGAAAACAACGGAUGGGAAUGGGAAUGUGAUGUCUUGAUUCCUUUCUGUGAUUGAGCCAUUCUUGUUUGAAGAGCGCAAUAAUUUUGGGUUUCUUGUGAAGAAAAAUGAUAUUUCUAUGAUUAAAAUUUCCAAUAUGAAAAUGCUCGCUGCCUGUUGUUGCUUGUAAUGAGCUCGUCAACUGCCUGUUGUUGCUUG